Aspergillus tubingensis is the source of this 732-nucleotide messenger RNA. Its product is annotated as NAD(P)H-dependent flavin oxidoreductase. NCBI's taxonomy places the organism in Eukaryota, Fungi, Ascomycota, Eurotiomycetes, Eurotiales, Aspergillaceae. Gene Ontology annotation, molecular function: nitronate monooxygenase activity. The transcript has 2 exons. Bases 1 to 732 code for a protein of 243 amino acids. The record is from RefSeq and is a predicted model, not a curated record.
AUGCACUGGAUAGAAUAUACUGGGCUUACUACCGCCGUCACCAUCCUUACUCAACCAUCUCCUGCAGAUCUCGCACAAGAGAUCCGUAAAUAUCAUAAUCUGACAAAGAAGCCUUUCAACAUUAAUAUCACCCUGCUCUCUACUCUUAUCCCCCUGGACUAUGGCACCUACGUGCAGACUAUCAUCCAGAAAAACAUGAAGGUUAUCAAGACUGCUGGUAACAACCCAGGACCAAUAAUCAAACAGCUUAAGCAGGCUGGUGUCAUUGUGAUUCAUAAAUAUACUACCCUUCACCACGCACACUCCGCCAUUAAACUCGGGGUAGAUUUCCUCUUCAUUAACAGCUUUGAAUGUGGUGGUCACGUCAGAGAGCAUGAUAUCACUAGUCUCAUCCUACUGGAGCAAGCGAGACAGGAGCUUGGUGUCCCUUUCAUCACUUCAAGGGGGUUUAUCAAUGGAUACAGGCUUGCAGCGGCUAUGGCACUGGGCACUGAGAAUAUUAAUAUAGGCACCCGGUUAAUAUGCACCGUGGAGUCGUCCAUCCAUUCAAAAGUCAAGAAGAUAAUUAUAGCAGCCCAGGAAACAGAUACAGCACUGGUUAUAAGACAGUGGUCUAACACAACUAGGCUAUUUGCGAAUCGAGUUGCAAAAGCUGCGCUGAGUAUAGAGAAGGAGAGUGCAGCUAGUCAAUUUAAGAAGAUUACACCACUUAUAAAUAAGAAAAGAAGAUAA